UGGCCGGCCAGGAGGAGGAGAAAAAAGGGAGGGGGCGUGGCUGAGGGGGGUGGGUCUGGGCCUGGAGAGUGAAAGCGAAAGCUGGGGCUGCUAGCCCAGGCUCGAGAGCUGACAAGUGGGGGGAAGCAUGGCCAAGCCUUGUGGGGUCCGCUUGAGUGGAGAAGCCCGAAAACAGGUGGAUGUCUUCAGACAAAAUCUUUUCCAGGAGGCUGAUGACUUCCUCUGCACUUUCUUGCCACGGAAAAUCAUCUCCCUGAGUCAGCUCUUGCAGGAGGACUCCCUCAAUGUGGCCGACCUCUCCUCCCUCCGGGCUCCUCUGGACAUCCCUAUCCCAGAUCCUCCACCCAAGGAUGACGAGAUGGAAACAGACAAGCAGGAGAAGAAGGAAGUCCCUAAGUGUGGCUACCUCCCGGGGAACGAGAAGCUUCUGGCCUUGCUUGCUUUGGUUAAGCCAGAAGUCUGGACUCUCAAAGAGAAGUGCAUUCUGGUAAUCACGUGGAUCCAGCACCUGAUCCCCAAGAUUGAGGAUGGAAAUGAUUUUGGGGUAGCAAUUCAGGAGAAGGUGCUGGAGAGAGUGAAUGCUGUCAAGACCAAAGUAGAAGCUUUCCAGACAACCAUUUCCAAGUACUUCUCAGAACGAGGGGAUGCUGUAGCCAAGGCUUCCAAGGACACCCAUGUAAUGGAUUACCGGGCCUUGGUGCAUGAGCGAGAUGAAGCAGCCUAUGGGGCGCUUAGGACCAUGGUGCUGGACCUGAGGGCCUUCUAUGCUGAGCUUUAUCAUAUCAUCAGCAGCAACCUAGAGAAAAUCGUCAACCCGAAGGGUGAAGAAAAACCAUCGAUGUACUGAGCUAAGGAUUAGAAGGAAAAUAAAUGAUUUAUACUUUAUGUAUAUUA
Mus caroli (Ryukyu mouse) is the source of this 894-nucleotide messenger RNA. It is a transcript of the gene Psme2, whose product is annotated as proteasome activator subunit 2. Gene Ontology annotation, cellular component: nucleoplasm; cytoplasm; proteasome activator complex. The record is from RefSeq and is a predicted model, not a curated record. Gene Ontology annotation, molecular function: endopeptidase activator activity. Gene Ontology annotation, biological process: positive regulation of endopeptidase activity; regulation of G1/S transition of mitotic cell cycle; regulation of proteasomal protein catabolic process. Lineage: Eukaryota; Metazoa; Chordata; Mammalia; Rodentia; Muridae.